Messenger RNA from Canis lupus familiaris (dog), 2483 nucleotides. RefSeq names its product interleukin 1 receptor associated kinase 3 (gene IRAK3). The record is from RefSeq and is a predicted model, not a curated record. Lineage: Eukaryota; Metazoa; Chordata; Mammalia; Carnivora; Canidae. Bases 1 to 1830 code for a protein of 609 amino acids. Gene Ontology annotation, molecular function: protein binding; ATP binding; protein serine/threonine kinase activity. Gene Ontology annotation, cellular component: cytoplasm; plasma membrane; nucleus. Gene Ontology annotation, biological process: negative regulation of interleukin-12 production; negative regulation of MAP kinase activity; protein phosphorylation. The transcript is spliced from 12 exons.
AUGGCCUGGGCGGCGGGCGGCGGGGCCCGCGGCGCGCUGUCGGCGCACACGCUCCUGUUCGACCUGCCGCCCGCGCUGCUGGGCGAGCUGUGCGCGGUGCUCGACAGCUGCGACGGCGCGCUGGGCUGGCGCGGCCUCGCGGAGAGACUCUUGAGCAGCUGGCUGGAUGUUCGUCACAUUGAAAAGUAUGUAGACCAAGGUAAAAGUGGAACAAGAGAAUUACUUUGGUCCUGGGCACAGAAAAACAAGACCAUCGGUGACCUUUUACAGAUUCUCCAGGAGAUGGGGCAUCAUCGAGCUAUCCAUUUAAUUGUGAACUAUGGAGCAGCCUUGAAUCCUUCAGAGCAGAGUCAUCAGAGAGAUGGAUUUCCAAACAUGUUACCCAAGGAAACAGCCAAUGUCACAACGGAUAAUGUGCUUACUCCUAAACAUAAUGAAAAAGGAAUAUUGUUUAAAUCCUCCAUCAGCUUUCAAAACAUCAGAGAUGGAACCAAAAAUUUCCACAAAGACUUCCUAAUUGGAGAAGGGGAGAUUUUUGAGGUAUACAGAGCGGAGAUCCAAAACCGAACAUAUGCUAUUAAAUUAUUUAAACAGGAGAAAAAAAUGCAAUGUAAGAAACAAUGGAAGCGGUUUUUAUCUGAGCUUGAAGUUUUACUACUGUUUCAUCAUCCAAACAUACUGGAGUUGGCUGCUUAUUUUACAGAGAAUGAGAAGUUCUGCUUGGUAUAUCCAUAUAUGAGAAACGGAUCCCUUUCUGACAGAUUGCAGUGUGUAGGUAACACGGCCCCACUCUCUUGGCACAUUCGAAUCAGUGUUUUAUUGGGAACAGCCAGAGCCAUUCAGUACUUGCACAACACGGAGCCGUGCUCAGUCAUCUGUGGCAGUGUAUCAAGUGCAAACAUACUUUUGGAUGAUCAGUUUCAACCCAAGCUAACUGAUUUUGGCAUGGCGCACUUCCGACCCCACCUGGAACACCAGAGCUGUACCAUAAGCGUGGCCAGCAGCAGCAGUAAACAUCUGUGGUACAUGCCUGAAGAGUACAUCAGACAGGGCAAACUUUCCAUUAAAACGGAUGUCUAUAGCUUUGGAAUUGUAAUAAUGGAGGUUCUAACAGGCUGUAAAGUGGUGUUAGAUGAUCCAAAGCAUAUCCAGCUGAGGGAUCUCCUUAUGGAAUUGAUGGAGAAGAGAGGCCUCGAUUCAUGUCUUUCAUUUCUAGAUAAGAAAGUGCAUCCCUGUCCUCGGAACUUCUCUGCCAAGCUCUUCUCUUUGGCAGGCCAGUGUGCUACCUCGCGGGCAAAGUUAAGACCAUCAAUGGAUGAAGUCCUAACUACUCUUGAAAGUACUCAAGCCAGCUUAUAUUUUGCUGAAGAUCCUCCCACCUCCCUAAAGUCCUUCAGGUGUCCUUCUCCUCUCUUCUUGGAGAACGUACCAAGUAUUCCAGUGGAAGAUGAUGAAAACCAGAAUAAUCAUUCACUGCCUCAUGAUAAAGGUUUGAGAAAAGUUGGAGUGACUCAGAAAGUUCCAUUCGAAUGCAGCCAGUCUGAGGUUACGUUUCUGGGUUUUGACCGAAAGACAGGCAGUGAGAGGAAUGAGGAUACCUGCGACAGGCCCAGUUCUUCUUGUAAAGAAAGUGGGUCUCCAAAGCAUGUAGCUCUAUCCCAGGACCCAGGGGCCUAUGGUACGGAUGUGGACCCUUCUGUAGAAGCUCCAGGCCAUUCUUACAGGAGCAGGCCAGUGGAGACCAGCUGUUCCUGUGAAUUUUCCUGGAACGAAUGUGAACAGUAUAAAAGGGAAUCGAUUUCACCAGACGAUAAAGAAGAAAGCAAGUAAUUGCUAAGGCACCCGAGGACAGGUAUCGUCUUGGGAAAACAUUGUCACCAUAAGUGAUGCUAAGAGGACUAUCAAUGGUGAGUUUGGGUGAUGCAGGUCAACAAUCUGGACGAUGUUAUUCCUUCCUUCCCAAUUCCCAAAACAGAGUGGCUUAAACCUAGUCUAAGUUAGAGCCAUUCAAAAUUACUUAAGAUCAUGACCUUUGACUUCAGACAAACAAAACCUACCAAAAAGGGACUGGAUUCUGUUGUCUUCGUCAUCAUCAACAUGAGCCCUCAGAGCCUCCAGUCUGCUAUGUACGGUCAGUUCAGUUAGAUUCCAUUGUUCUGUUUAGCUUGCUUGAGAUGGUUGUAGGAAGUGUCUAAUUUGUAAAUGUUAGCAGAUGCCUUUUUAAAUAAUUGCCCUUUUGUUUACUUCAGUUAACCCUUAGUAUUUUUUCUGUUCAUCCCUAUCAAGCCUGCCUGUCUGAAAAUGAGCCAGAUUCGCUCCCGACUAUGACAUGUUCUGUGGAAAGAGGGAAUUCUUGUCCAAGAUCUGUAUUUCUGUAUUUAAACUCUUAGGAUAGUUUAUCAUGUAUCAUAUAGUUGUUGGCUAUUGUUACAAUUUUUUUUUUGCAAACUAUUAUAUCUUGAGUAGAAUGUAUGAAAUUUUAA